AUGGACGGCCCAGUCGACUAUACCACACAGAGAGCUCUUGCAAUCGUCUUCAUAGCUUCUUCGAAAGCCAAUCGUCGGGCGAUACUGGGACUCCAUCGGCCAGCUCUCGAGGCAUUUACCAGCCAGCACGGCAACAUCGAUCGUGCUCUCCGCUUGAUAGUGCAAGUACUUGUCGAGCGCAGCACUGAUGGUGGGGAAGACCGGGCUUCAGCAACCGAGCCAAGUGUAGAUGCCAUGGAUACAAUCUCUGAGGCUAGUGACGCGAACAGUGCCGAUGAACCAGAGGAGGAGGACCGCCUUCGGCAGGCGGUCCAAAACAUGGUGGAUGCCAUGGAAGGUGUAGUAGAGGCAUUGGGGCUGACACCGGUACAAGUGCGAAACUUUGUUGAUGCGUUGCGCCACCUCCGCCGUCAUCAGGGCGAGCGCAGGCUGUAG
Schizophyllum commune H4-8 is the source of this 435-nucleotide messenger RNA. RefSeq lists its product as uncharacterized. The coding region runs from base 1 to 435 and encodes 144 amino acids. The record is from RefSeq and is a predicted model, not a curated record. The transcript has 2 exons. Lineage: Eukaryota; Fungi; Basidiomycota; Agaricomycetes; Agaricales; Schizophyllaceae.